Messenger RNA from Platichthys flesus (European flounder), 3033 nucleotides. RefSeq names its product interleukin-6 receptor subunit beta-like. Gene Ontology annotation, biological process: cytokine-mediated signaling pathway. NCBI's taxonomy places the organism in Eukaryota, Metazoa, Chordata, Actinopteri, Pleuronectiformes, Pleuronectidae. The transcript is spliced from 15 exons. Gene Ontology annotation, molecular function: cytokine receptor activity; cytokine binding. The coding region runs from base 145 to 2574 and encodes 809 amino acids. The record is from RefSeq and is a predicted model, not a curated record. Gene Ontology annotation, cellular component: external side of plasma membrane; signaling receptor complex.
GCUCUGAGUCUUUGACUCUGUGUGGAUUGAGUCCAAGAGACGCACGUGUUGCUUUGGCUCUAACUUCGCACUGUCUUCGAGGUGAGUUGCUGUUAGUGUGAUGGAACCCUGAGGAAUACUGCAGGGAGAAGACAGACUGGGCUCAUGGAGGGGAGGUCGGCAUCGGUGUGGAUCUGUCUGCUGGGGGCUGGACUCGCCCUGGCCUUGUCUGUUAUGACCUCCAAGGCCCUUCCUCGACCUCCGCGGCUGCUUGGCUGCGUGUUCCUGAAUCGAGCUAACGUCACCUGCCGCUGGGAGGCCGGAGGCGCCUCAGCAACGCGCUACACCCUCCAAAUUCAGAGGAUACCUGGAGCUGUGGCCUUGACGACAAACACCCCCCUGAAGACGUUCACCUGCACCACGUCUGACACCAGCUGCACGGCCGAUCUCGCCAGAUCGUCCGUGAGGUUCACCUUUUGUGUCACCAUAACGGCUCACGGCCUCAGUAGCAACACAUCGUCCGAUCGUCGCUGUCAGCCCGGGAGGAUUGAGAUGAUGCUGCCUCCAGCGACUUUGAACAGUGUGAAGCCAGUGAAUGGGACUCCUCAGUGUCUGCACGUGAUCUGGAGUCGCACCCUGUCUGAGUUUUCUGUGUCUGACACUGAAAUCAAGAACGGAAGUCUGAAUUCCCAAAUUGAGGUCACAGAAGAAGGGCAGCUGGAUAGCCAGGUCACAAAUGUGACAGUGAAAGACUACAGCUUCCCAGUUUGUCUCCUCAGACCCGGCACUUUGUAUGCCGUCAGACUCUGUCACCGUUACCGGGGCCCCGAGAGUCCCUGGAGCCCGUGGAGCAACGCACAGCAGGGGAGGACAGCAGAGGACGUUCCAUCUGCAGCUCCAGCAUUCUGGAGGCAAGUGACACAAACAGACAGGAACGGGUGGAGACUCACCUCGCUGCUUUGGAAGGCCCUGCCUCACGUUCUGGCCAAUGGCAGACUUCUCUUCUAUAAUCUGACUUGUCAGACAGAAAGUUCAGCAAUUCUGAACGAUCAAGGCACCUGCAGAGAUUUGCACCCAACACGUACGUCCUGUACUUUCCUCCUUCCUGCUGAACGCUGCUCCUGUGCCCUGUCGGCCUCCAACUCUGCUGGGACUUCGCCACAGGCCCAGAUAUGGCUCCUUGGAGCCUCUGAGACAGAGCCACCGUCCCCGAGACAACUCACUGCCCGUCCACUGGAUGACAACAGUGUCAACGUUAGCUGGACGGCUCCAGCCAAUCGAUCAGUGAGCGGAUAUGUCUUGGAGUAUUUCGCUGUCCGAGAGAAAGACGGCAGCGUCCUACACUGGGAAAGACUUAAUAGUUCUCAGACAACAUUUGUCAUAACAGAGGGAGUGAAGCCGAUGGAGCGUUAUGCUGUUUCUGUCAAAGCGCUGUACAGUGAGCGAUGGGCAGGGAAGAACAGGACCCUUCACAUUUAUACACGCCAGGCAGUGCCAUCAGCUGGUCCUGUUGUGGAGGUGCAGCAGAUUACUGGGGGCAGACUGGAGCUCAGCUGGAGUCCUGUGCCUGUGGAGCUGCUUCGAGGAUUCAUCCGCAACUACACACUCCACUACACCGCUGCAAAGCAACCACACAGGAGUGUGUUUGUUCGUGGUAACGUUCAGCACUACACCCUGGAGGGCCUGUCGCCUGGAAACUAUGACAUCUUUAUGCAGGCCAUCACUGACGCCGGCACUGGAGCAGCUGGGCCCAUUGCUAAUGUGCACAUAGGCUCUGAAGAAAUCUCAAAGAUGAUGUAUGUCGUCCUUUCUCUCAUGGUGACCGGCUCACUCGCACUGGCACUGAUGGCGUGUCUGGCACAGAAAAAGAUAAAAAGGAAGCUGUGUCAAUUCGUUCCUGAUCCUUCCAACAGCAGCCUGGUUCACUGGAUCCCAAAGACCACCUCACAGAGUAUGAAGCAGCCUUGGGAACCAGAGAGGCCUCAAAUCGCAAACUCUGAGGUUAUUUUGUUCUGUGAAAAUGAGCCUCUCAACUACGACCUGGAUCAGAUCACAGAGAAUUUCAUCAUCUGUAAUCAAACAUAUUCCUCUCUUCUGGACUCGUCUGGGUUUCGUGUUCCUCAAAGUGUCCAGAUGUCCAAGAAGUUGUUCAGCAGGGGCCCACUCAGAAAACCCUUCACCACUGAUCUCUCCCCCAGCCCCAUCCUCUACUCCAGCGUGAUCUUCUCUCACACUCUCAAAAAUCCUGCUGCACCUCUUCUGUCCCCUUCUCCUCACCAGUCCUGUGAUUGCCGACAUGUCAGUGAUGUGACGCUGCUGCUCGGUGGAGGCAGCGCAGCUUCACCAAAGCACCAAAGCUCCACUCCCUUCUCUGUUGUCCACAGUGUGUCUCCAUCCACGGCCGUACAUCCUCAACCUGCUGACGUCCAUUCACCCAAACACAUCUUUCCUCAAAGCCUCUGCAGCUCGGGCCUGUCGCUCCAGCCUGACACCUUCAUCCACCCACACCUUUCAUCUCUUCUUCCUCCGCUUUUUGUGGAUUUGUCCUACUGUCCUGCUGAGUGUGAUAAUCACACAUCCCCUGCUGUUUGUUAAUCAAAAAUAGAUUUAGUGUUUCCCAUUAUAUUUAUGUUUUUAUUUUUUCUAGCAGAUCUGAUCGUAUGUAUAUAUGUAUGUGUCUAAUUUAUAUAAAUUAUGUUAUGUGUAAUUGAGAUGUUAUAUUUCUGAAAGUCUUUUGUGAGUAAUGUGAUUAUUGUGUGUUGCGUAAUUGAACAUAUUUGUUCUGCUAUGUAUUUACAGUUUGGAUGGGAACGUUUUGGCUUCUUUUGAGUUCUCUCAGUUGGUCCGCGUUUCUUUAAUAUUUCACAAGAGCGAGAGCUAAAAUGCUGCCAACUGCAAUUCACUCAUUCCACUUUCGUUGUAGUGCUACAAACUGUGAUACUUCAGAGCUAAACCUCUUUUCAGUAUAUAUUAUUUAUACGUUUGAGCAUGAGAAUGUGUCCGUCAAUGUACAAGCAGCUGUUCCAACAUUAAAAAAGAACAUAUGCUGUGUGA